This is a messenger RNA of Lagenorhynchus albirostris (white-beaked dolphin), 2615 nucleotides long. RefSeq names its product coiled-coil domain containing 138 (gene CCDC138). Bases 25 to 2310 code for a protein of 761 amino acids. The transcript is spliced from 15 exons. The record is from RefSeq and is a predicted model, not a curated record. Lineage: Eukaryota; Metazoa; Chordata; Mammalia; Artiodactyla; Delphinidae.
UGCUUCCGAUGGGUUCGAGCGCUUAUGAGACGGACCCGCGCGGGCUGCCCCUCGGCGCGACCCUCGGGAAGGAAAGGAAAACAGGAGAGACCCGCGCACCGGCCCGCAACGCGCCCCCACGGCCCGCGAGCACGGACCUGCGCCAGCGGCCGCGCUUUCGUCGGGGAGACGUCGGCGGCGCGGCGCGCCGUGCGUCACGGCGCAAAUCCGCUGCGCCCGCCCCGCCCGGCCGCGCGCCGUUGCCAGGGAGACGACGGCGGCCGCGGCCAUGGAGCCGAGGGUGGUGAAGCCGCCCGGGCAGGACCUGAUGGUGGAGCGCCUCAAAAGGCGCUACGGCGUAUGGGGCGGCUGCCCCGCCGAGCCCGGGCGCCGGCGGCCGGACGUGGCGGAGUGGCGACGGCGGCCUCCCUGCACCCCAGUGAGCAGCCUCUGCAGUCGUCUUUCCUGUUCACAGAGGACUUCGGUUUCUGCUCACGUGGAGAUGAAGCUGGUCCGUCGCUGAGAUGUUACUCUGAUGAGAGGAGGCGCGGCCCCGCAUCCCCCCGUGGUGCCCUCAAGCGUGGGACCGUCAGAUGGCAAGAUGAGGAACUGGAUUCUUUUCAAGAUUUAAAACAACGGGAAACAGAAGAAGAGUUCAUUGGGAAUGAUCAUAGGGUUAGUACCUCCGAAAUAAACAAGCAGUCUUUUAAACAGAUAAACAAAGUUGCUGAACCAACUAAUUUGGCCUCAGAUUCAAGGAACUGGACUGACCGUUGCAGUGACGCUAGUGAGUCUCCUUUGAAACGUGUCAGCUCCCCAGCGUCCAGAGCCUCAAACAAGCAGGGUGUGCUUCCACGUCAGGUCAACCAGAUCUACGAUGAGUUACUCCAGAUACACCAGAAACUGCAGUGUGGAACUGCAGCACAACAGCAAUUUGCUGAAGAGCUUCAAAAGCGAGAACGUUUUCUGGCUGAGAGAGAAGAGCUGCUUUUCAGACAUGAAAGUGCCUUGAAUAAAAUUAAAGGUGUCAAAGAAGAGGCUCUUACAAGGUUCCAGAUCUUGAAGGAGCAACAUGAUGCAGAAGUUGAGCGCUUAACUGAAGUUCUUAAGGAAAGAAAUAAAGAAAGCAGGAGGCUAAGGUCCUCUUUUGAUGCAUUGAAAGAAUUGAAUGAUAGCUUAAGAAAACAGUUAAAUGAAGUAAGUGAAGAAAACAGGAAGUUGGAGGUUCAGGCUAAGAGAGUUCAAGCUCGUUUAGAUAAUUUACAGAGGAAGUAUGAGUUUAUGACAAUACAGAGAUUGAAAGGAAAUCCCCACGCCGCUCACGAAGCAAAAAGUUUAAAACAGGAAAAAGUACCAGUUUCAAAACCUCAUAAGGUACCACUUAAUGGACAAGUUUAUGAACUUUUAACUGUCUUCAUGGACUGGAUUUCGGAUCAUCACCUUAGCAGAUUGAACCAUGAAGAAUCUGGAAUGGAUGGUGAAAAGACACUACCCACAUUUGCUUCUCAGAGAAAUGAUAUUCAGGAGAAGUGUGUGAAGCUUUUGCCUGUGAUGACAGAGCAGCUACAGUGGAUGCCUUUUGUGAAUGCCAAGCUUCACGAGCCUUUUGUAAAGUUUAUAUAUUGGUCUCUAAGGCAGCUCGAUGCCGGAACACAGCAUUCGACUAUGACGUCAACAUUGAGGCGACUGGGUGAAGACAUAUUCAAAGGAGUAGUGACCAAGGGCCUUCAGGGUAAUUCUUUCGCGCAUUCUGGGGAGAGUAAACCAAAGACAGCUGCUUUCUUUAAGAGCUCCAGUUUACCACUGAGAUUUUUAUCAACUUUAAUUGUUCUCAAAACAGUCACACAAGCCGACUACCUGGCGCAGGCGUUUGACUCUCUGUGUCUGGACUUGAAGGCGGAUGAAGGGAAGAGCCUGUUCUUGGAGUACCAGGCGGUCCCGGUGGUGCUGAGCCACCUGAAGAUUUCCAGCAAAGGGCUCCUGUCCUGCGUCGUCGACAGCCUGCUGCAGAUGACAGUGGAAUCCAGGUUCCUGCAGCCCUUCCUGCAGGUGUGCAGCUGCUCCCUCUUCUUCCGAACCUGCUCGGUGCUGCUCCGGGGCCCGAAGCUCGACCUCCACAUCCUAGAGAAGCUCAGCAUCAUCCUACAGAAACUGUCCAAAAUCAAGAGUAAUAAGAAGCUCUUUGAACUCUUUACAGUUCAUCUGAUGCUUCAAGAAAUACAAAGGACGACACAUCCAGAGCACGCAUUUCUCUGUAUUAACCUGAAUUCAACUCUGUUCAAUUUGGGUUUAACAAAAUGCAGCUCCCUGGCCGCCAGUACAAACCCUUAGGCUGGCUCGUUAUUAUUUAUAGGUAUUACCUAUGUGUUGCUACUUGUAAGACUGUAAAAAUCACCAAAGUAACGACCAAGUAAAGUUAUGAGUAGCAUCAUUUAUCAUGAAAAAUGGAAAAAUUCUUUUAACCUUUAAAAUGGAACCUGUAGAAGCUGUGGAAUGUGGAUUUUUUCCAUUCAGCUAAGGUGGUACUAAUGUACACGAUGGAAUUUUCAGGGUUAAUGAGCCUGGAGUUACGUUUUGUAAAAAUGUUUUAGGAAAAUUCUUUGGAAUAAAUUGGCGUUCAUGUGGGAACAAGGUUA